AGAAAAAUGGAGAAAACACUACUCAUCAAAGCACAGAAUCUUGUUGGUAGGAGAAGGAGACUUUUCUUUCUCUCUUUGUUUAGCCAGAGAAUUUGGUUCUGCCCACAACAUGGUUGCCACUUCUCUUGAUACUCAAGGUUGAACAAAGAAUUGGUAAAGGGAUUUCUGAGGAAUGCUAAGCUGCUUCUGAAAGAUAAAGGAGAGAUUCAUGUGUCACACAAGGAGGGUGAUCCUUACAACAAAUGGGAAUUAGUGAAGAAAGCUGAGAAGAUAAGCCUAAUUUUACAUGAAGCUGUGCCUUUCUGCAAAGAAGACUAUCCAGGUUAUACAAACAAAAGAGCUCAUGGUAACUUUUCCGAUGACUCCUUUCCUCUUGGAGAUUGCCGCACUUAUAAGUUCAGGCAACUUACUCCCUCUCCUUGCAACUAAAUUAAUGUCCAUCGAAAUUUUAUGCUUAAUUUCCUACAAUCCGCUAUGAGUUUCAACCAAACAACUCCAAAUAAUGUAUUCUUACUUCUCAGAAAAUGAUGAAGACUGGCCUUUUGGCAAAUUAUUUUGACAAUCAGGAAGAGUGAUGUGAAGUUUGAGCAAACAAAACUCUCUGCAUCUAAUAAGCAUCUAAAUGGGUGGUACAAAAUCAACAGAUACCUAUACGCGACUUGGUCCCUCUUCCUAUUCUCCUCUUGCCCAACCUCUGCUGCGCACCAACCAGGUCCAGGUCCAGGUUCAGUGCAUGGAUGAAAUAAAAUAUAAUAUUAAAGAUAAUGAUAAUACAUCAGUGGAGUCAAAAAUUCGUGAAUUUAAAGCAGCGGUUGCCAGGUUUGAGUCAAGGGCGCAAACUGUGCAAUACAACAAUAACGUCACAACACCUCCCUCUCUUCAACUUCAACCACUGGCCAUCAACGACAAUAAUGAGCAAUCUGAUCUUGAAAUUGAGAAUGAAGUUCAUGAAUUUAAGGCUCUUGUCAAAGUUCUGCAUCAAAUAAUGAAGAAACAAGAGGAGGCCAUUGCAUCGCUGAGGGAAAAGAAUACGGCUCUAGAGGAGCAGAUUAGCAAAUUGGCAACCAUUACUUAUGAUAUGAAAGCUGAGAGAGACACAGAGGAUCCUAUUACAAUUACUCGUCCAACUGUAAAUUAUGUUUUAGGCUGCCUAGUGGCUUUAAUCUUCUUGCUCUCUAUCCUCAUUGGUUUACACCUGUGACAUUUGUUUAUGCCUCCUUAGCUUCAUAUCCUUGACAAUACUCAAUCAAGAUACAAGGCAGUUUUAAGAUUUAAGAAAUAUCGUACAAGUUGCUUUUCAGAUUUAAGAAAUUGAGUAAAAAUUUACGUA
Molecule: messenger RNA, 1330 nt
Organism: Mangifera indica (mango)
Lineage: Eukaryota; Viridiplantae; Streptophyta; Magnoliopsida; Sapindales; Anacardiaceae
Exons: 6
Coding region: 623-1201 (192 amino acids)
Biological process (GO): rRNA base methylation
Cellular component (GO): cytoplasm
Molecular function (GO): rRNA (uridine-N3-)-methyltransferase activity
Source: RefSeq, a predicted model, not a curated record